AUGGAAGGUGGUCAAAUUGUCGUAGCAAUUUCCCUGUUGGCUCUGGCUUUCUCAUUCGCCACUGCCUCUGAUCCUAACCAUCUCCAGGACUUCUGUAGAGCCAUCAACGACGCCCAUAAUAGUGUAUUUGUUAAUGGAAGGUUCUGCAAUGAUCCAAAAUUGGACGAAGCAGAAGACUUCUUCUUUUCAGGACUCAACAUGCCUGGGAAAACAUCAAAUCAACUAGGAUUAAAGGUCACUCCUGCCAUUGUUGAACAAAUACCAGGACUUAACACUCCUGGCAUAUCUUUGGCUCGAAUUGACUUUGCACCUAAUGGCCUAAACCCUCCUCACACUCACCCUCAUGCCACAGAGAUCCUUGUAGUCCUGGAAGGCACACUCUAUGUUGGCUUUGUUACAUCCAGCCCAGAUGAUCGUCAUAUCUCUAAAGUCCUAAACCCUGGAGAUGUUUUCAUUUUUCCAAUUAGUCUAGUUCACUUCCAGUUCAACAUAGGGAAUACGAAUGCAGUUGCCUUUGCUGGUCUUAGCACUCAGAAUCCCGGUGUGAUUACCAUUCCAAAUGCAGUGUUCGGAUCCAAACCACCCAUUAAUCCUGAUGUUCUAGCCAAGGCUUUCCAUUUGGACAACAAUGUGGUGAAACAUCUUCAGUCACGAUUCUGGAAGAAUAACAAUUAG
Molecule: messenger RNA, 675 nt
Organism: Durio zibethinus
Lineage: Eukaryota; Viridiplantae; Streptophyta; Magnoliopsida; Malvales; Malvaceae
Source: RefSeq, a predicted model, not a curated record